AUAAAGCCCACAUGUAAGGAGUACAGUACAGUCCAAUGUCCAACGAAGAAUCCACCAAACCCCUCCGCCUCCUCUCCCUCGACGGCGGCGGCAUCCCCGCGCUCAGCCAACUCACCAUCCUCAAAUCAAUCACCCUCGCCAUCCAGCAACAGCACGCCCUCGCGGAACCCCCCCGACCCCACGAGAUCUUCGACCUCAUCGGCGGCAGCGGCCACGGCGGGCUCCUGGCGCUGCUCCUAGGCCGCCUCCGCCUCAGCAUCGACGAGACCCUCACCGAGUACCGCCAGCUCGUGGAGCGGGUGUUCUCCCACCGGAAACGCCACCGGGGCGGGAGCGGGCAAUACAGCGCCCGCGCGAUGGAGGCGGCGAUCAAGGACCUCGUGGGUCGGUACGCUACUCCCCAGGACCCGGAUGCGGAGACGAUGCUGCUGCUCGAGGACAACGAGAAUCACGCUGAGGGGGAGAGGGAAACGGGUGGUAAAGUCUUUGUCUGCGUGCGCAGCACGCAGGCGAUGGAGCACGCGCGCCUGUUCUGCUCGUAUCGGACGUAUCGGGCGGGCGACGACCCGGACCUAACGGUCUGGCAGGCGGCGCGGGCGGUGACGGCGCAUCCGGGGCUGUUCAAGCCCGUGCGGAUCGGGGGCGAAGAGUUUGUGGAUGGGAGUCUUGGAACCAAGAAUCCGUGUCGACUGCUGCUCGACGAGGCGAGGCGGCUGUUUGGCGGCGAGCGGCGGCCCGUGGGCUGCGUGCUGAGUCUGGGGGCCGGGAAGCCCCCGCCGGUGCAGCUGGGAAGGCCGGGGCUCUUCCAGCGGCUGCUGCCGACGAAGAUUGUCUCGGUGGUGGAGGCGCUGAGCUUCGAGGCGGAGACCGUUGCACAGGAUCUGGAAGGCAGGUUUGAGAAGUCGCCGGGCGUCUAUUUCCGCUUCAAUGUUGGGGAGAGGGUGGCGGGCGUGGGGAUGGCGGGCGUGGGGAUGGCGGACUGGGAGCGGUUGAGUGAGGUGGAGAGUCAGACGGUCGACUAUCUGGCUGCGUUUGAGGUGGAGAAUACAGUAUUACGGGCCGCGGAGGCAUUGUAUGGCAAGGCAGUGGAGAAAGGGACAGACACGGUGGUGACAGUGUUUGAUUUGUGA
Molecule: messenger RNA, 1130 nt
Organism: Aspergillus japonicus CBS 114.51
Lineage: Eukaryota; Fungi; Ascomycota; Eurotiomycetes; Eurotiales; Aspergillaceae
Product: FabD/lysophospholipase-like protein
Exons: 3
Coding region: 36-1130 (364 amino acids)
Biological process (GO): arachidonate metabolic process
Cellular component (GO): membrane
Source: RefSeq, a predicted model, not a curated record